AGGUGGAACCAUCCGGCGAGUUAUCGUGGAUUACCGUCUGAACUUGAAGAUAUACGGCUUCUAUUGGACCAACGGUCGGAAGCAGAAUUUCAAUAGACACCAUACGAGGAUCCGACAAUCCGGGCAGUAAUCCCGGAAGAGUUUUUACAAAACCCUAACUCUUGGCACGUGAAAGUGGUGUUGAUCAACUACGCAACUGUGGAGCCCCACCAGACAGACAGAGUCCUACGACAGUUUGGAUGUAGACAACCGAUCCCUGCGGACCCUGAGGUGUUUGACGAGCACCACAAAAUCGACCUUCGGCUAUUAGGUACGGAUUGGCCUAGAUACUGGUCAGACUACACGGAAAUGUGGGAAAAUCAGCAUGAGUAUCUACCUGCUCGGGAACAAAUCAUCAUUCCCGAGUUAGCGUGCGUUCCAGAAUACAUGCCAUGGUUUAGGAUCCAUGGAAAGCCGUAUUUACUUACGCCAGAGGAGAGGCAGCGGCAAUUACGUGUCGGAAGGGAAAGGCACGGGCCUCUAAAUCCAAGGGGACAAGAGUACGAGGGCAACCCAUCAACGAGGCCCAGACAUUCAGCCGGCUCAUCAUCAGCGGCCAUGGAAGCACCGUCCCCAACGAGAGCACCGACGCAGUCACCUGAUGCAGCAAUUCAACAGAUGGUACCCACGCAAUCGCCUUUCCCUAUGAUGCCAGGUAUGUUUCCUAGCCCUUAUAUGUACCCUAACCCGUACAUGUAUCCUUUUCCGAAUCCUAUGGCAGGUUGGAGCCAAAUACCCGGAUCAACUUCAUUUCCUGUAAUGCCGAGCGGACCACCGAUAACUAGGCCAUCACCGCAGGAGGGGUCGCAAGGGGGGCCGUCGGGGAGCCCUCAUUUUUACCAAUCGCCAGCAAGGCAUGGCUUUCAAACUCCAUCGCUGUUCAUGAUGCAAACACCUCCACAUUCACUAUUCUUUGAAGGUGGAUCAUCGUCCCAAGUCCGACAAGCGGAUGCCGAACCGGAAGAACAACAAUCACCACCCGAGGAAGAACAACCGCCGUCGGAAGCUAGAGGAAGGAGGAAUCCAGCACGUAACCGUCGACGGCCGCCAUGUGGAACCGAAUCCCCCGGUCAUAGACAUUGAUUACCG
This is a messenger RNA of Gossypium raimondii (Peruvian cotton), 1128 nucleotides long. RefSeq lists its product as uncharacterized. Lineage: Eukaryota; Viridiplantae; Streptophyta; Magnoliopsida; Malvales; Malvaceae. The transcript has 2 exons. The coding region runs from base 349 to 1122 and encodes 257 amino acids. The record is from RefSeq and is a predicted model, not a curated record.